AUGGUUUCCGGGCACUUGGGGGAAGUGAGCAAAGCUCCAGAAUACGAGACUGUCGCUCUACACGGUGGACAGCAGCCAGAUCCCAUUAACGGUUCAAGGGCUGUGCCCCUGUAUCAAACAUGCGCCUACAACUUCACCGACGCCUCGGAUGGUGCAAGUAAGUUCGCAUGGUCAAAGGAUGGCUAUGUGUAUACUAGAAUGGGCAAUCCCACAAACUCGGUGUUCGAGACCAGGAUGGCGAUGCUUGAAGGCGGCGUGGGGGCCGUCGCUACCGCCAGCGGCCAUGCCGCCCAAUUUAUGGCCAUUACCUCAGUGUGCGAGCCAGGUCACAACUAUAUCAGCACCAUGAACCUAUACGGCGGCACACACAAUCAAUUCCGAGUUUACAUGAAGAAGUUCAAUAUCCUUUGCAAGUUCAUGGAAGGACAAGACCCGCAAGGGAUCAAAAAACUUAUCGACGACAAGACCAGGGCCGUGUACAUUGAAACCAUCGGAAAUCCCCAAUUCAAUGUACCCGAUAUCAACGCUAUCGCUAAUGUCUGCCACGAGGCGGGUAUCCCGCUGAUCGUGGACAACACUUUCGGCAUGGGCGGAUAUCUUGCGCAGCCAAUCAAGCAAGGCGCAGACAUCGUCACGGCCUCAUGCACCAAAUGGAUCGGCGGCCAUGGGACAUCGAUGGGCGGGAUUGUGAUUGACGGAGGCCACUUUGACUGGUCCGCCUCUGGCAAGUUCCCCGGUUUCACUGAACCCUCAGAGGGUUACCACGGCAUGCGGUUUUGGGAGACUUAUGGCUACAAGGCUCUCGCAGCCAAGCUUCGCAUGGAUGCGAUGAGAGACUUGGGUCCCUGUAUGUCGCCCUUCAACGCCUGGCUCUUUCUCCAGGGCCUCGAAUCACUUCCAGUUCGCGCCGACAGACAUGUCGCCAAUACGCUUGCCUUUGCGCAGUGGCUUGAGAAGCACCCCUGUGUUGCGUGGGUAAAUUAUCCAGGUCUGAAAUCGCAUCCCGACUACGAGCUCGCUCAGCGUGUUCUACCGAAGGGAGCCGGAGCGGUCCUCACCUUUGGUGUGGCGGGAAACAUAGAUGAAGUCGAAGCUGUCGUCAACAAUCUCAAACUCUGCUCUCACCUGGCUAACGUCGGUGAUGCUAAGACACUGAUCAUUCAUCCCUGGCGAACCACCCACCAGCAGAUUCCCGACCAAGAGAAGAUCAAGGGAGGUGUCACCCCCGACAUGAUCCGUAUCAGCCUCGGCUUGGAGCACAUCAACGACAUCAUUCACGACUUCGAGCAGGCUUUCAAGGCCGCCGGUCUGAAGGGAGCCAAGGACUGGGUCCCGACGUGGAAGAAAGGAAUGGAGGGCGAGGAAUGGUCCAAGGGUACAUUGUACGCACCGAACCCUAAUGGUGUCAAGGAGGAGGUGGCCACGAGUGUAUAA
Cladophialophora psammophila CBS 110553 is the source of this 1434-nucleotide messenger RNA. RefSeq names its product O-acetylhomoserine (thiol)-lyase. Gene Ontology annotation, molecular function: transferase activity, transferring alkyl or aryl (other than methyl) groups; pyridoxal phosphate binding. The transcript has a single exon. Gene Ontology annotation, biological process: transsulfuration. Bases 1 to 1434 code for a protein of 477 amino acids. The record is from RefSeq and is a predicted model, not a curated record. Lineage: Eukaryota; Fungi; Ascomycota; Eurotiomycetes; Chaetothyriales; Herpotrichiellaceae.